Molecule: messenger RNA, 1378 nt
Organism: Xylaria bambusicola
Lineage: Eukaryota; Fungi; Ascomycota; Sordariomycetes; Xylariales; Xylariaceae
Exons: 2
Coding region: 150-1154 (334 amino acids)
Source: RefSeq, a predicted model, not a curated record
UGACUUGCAUCGGUCGAGCUAUAAGAAUGCUUGAGUGCGACGUAAGACAGCAUUAUUGAAUAUUCUUUGUAGCAGGGACGUCUUCGUGUGAGGGCGCGGUGCGUGGUUUGUUUAGUUGCGAAUCAAAAAAAUGAUUACUUAGUAGUAAGAUGGCCCUCACUCUGUUAACCCCGAAGCUCAAGUCCUGCCUCUCACUCCUCUUACUCAUGGCUUCACCGAGUCUGUCUGCGCAGACGGCACCCAAGAUAUCGCAGCUGUACCAGUUCACUUACCCCACUGCCGUCGAAAAUCUGAUCUCUCUUCCCAACGGCUGUCUUCUCCUAAGCACCUCAGCUGAUGCCGACCUCUGGUAUAUCGAUCCCGAGGCUCUUUUCCCAGCGGCACAAAAUGUGAUCACGCUGUCGGGGAGCGUCAAGCUAACGGGUAUUGCCGCGCUCGGCGACAACUUCUACGCAGUUGCCGGCGCCGCUCCGAACCCCCCGGGAAGCCACAUGCAAAUCUAUGUCAUUAACGUAGAGACAGAAGGCCAAGUGAGCGCCAAAGUGGACCACGUCGUGAAAGUCCCGGGGACAGGAGACAUUAGUGGGAUGGCAGCGCUGCCGAGUAAUCCACGCACGAUUUUAAGCGCCGAUGCUGUCGGUGGUCGAAUUCUGCGUGUCAACACUAGCGACAAUACUGUCAGUGUCGCGUUUGAACAUGCAACGCUGAAACCGAACGACGAAAAAAACGCGACCGCAAAGGGCGUCAAGGGACUUAAAAUCCGCGGUGAUCAUCUCUACUUUACCAACUCGGCGCAGAAGCUUUUUGGCCGCUUUCCUAUCAGUGCGGACGGAGCUAAUAUUGGCGACGUCGAGAUUUUGGCUCGUCUAGACGAGACACACGGUAAUGAUGCGUCGUAUGAUGACUUCAGCUUCGAUAGGGAAGGAAAUGCUUUCGUUGCAGUGCAUCCAUCAUCGAUUCACAAGGUUGCACCCGGCGGCGCACAGUUGGUGUUUGCUGGAGGGAUGAAUUCAACGAUGCUGGAGCCUACAUCGACCAUUCUAUCCAACAGCGGAAAUGCCAUCUACGUUUCCACGGCCGGAAAGGAUACAGGGUAUCCCAUAUCCGGGGGCCAAGUUCUUAGGGUGCAGGUUGGAACAUUGUACAAUGCCUGAGGGGUACCUACGUAUCCUGACCUAAGCUAGAUGAUAAACACAUCCCUUGAUUCGAGAUUAUGGUCUGGAUGUAUAUUGAUAUUGUAUUUGAGAAUGAAGAGCCAAACUCUUAUCAUGACGAGCGGGAUUCAUUACAUAUACAACUGCAGUAGUGGAUAGGUCAGACAGCUCGUUAAAAGCAAGGUAUCUCGCAAAGAGGCUCCCUUUGGGGCACUCUUCUUUUG